Molecule: messenger RNA, 1363 nt
Organism: Syzygium oleosum
Lineage: Eukaryota; Viridiplantae; Streptophyta; Magnoliopsida; Myrtales; Myrtaceae
Product: protein LIGHT-DEPENDENT SHORT HYPOCOTYLS 4-like
Exons: 2
Coding region: 576-1175 (199 amino acids)
Biological process (GO): response to light stimulus; mRNA transcription
Cellular component (GO): nucleus
Source: RefSeq, a predicted model, not a curated record
UCCACAAAAAGCCCUAGACCUGUUUCUCUUUCCUAAGCUACUUGCCAAUCUUGCUCUCUCUCUCUCUCUUCAAUGAGUGCUUUCUGAGAUUGGGCUAGACACAUCGGAGUCUGCUUCCCCUUUUUUCAGGAAGGAGGAGAGAAGAGGGAAAAAAAACACAUCUGCCAAUCUUUCAUUUCAUAGUUUUUCCAGAAGAGAAAGUUUCUUCAGAAGCCAACCCAACAUCAUGUAAUUAAGAAGCUAGCUUUUCCAAGUUUUCUUGGAUUUGUUCAAGCUGAUAUCGAUGAUCCUCACAGCCACCAAACUCCAAGAAGAGAGACAAACCCUAGCUAUUGUUCUUGCUCUCUCGUCACUUUCACAUGGAUGCUGUAAUACCUAAUCUCUCUCUCCCUCUCUGUCUCUCUGUCUCUUGAGUUAUUGAGAUCUUCCCUGAGCUGAUCAUCAAGUAACUGAUUUUCAGGUUCUCUCUUGCUUCGGUGUGCUCUUGGGAGACUUCCUUGUCUUGACCAUUAGGCGCUCAGUUUGUGCAAAACAUCUCGCCCAGUGAUCACACGCAAGUAACUUCAAGAAGGAGCAUGAUGAAUUCGCUUCCGGAACUUGAUUCCAUCACAGCCCUCAAUCCCACCAGCACCAACUCCAUAACCACCGUUGCCUCAUCAUCCUCCUCUUCUUCCACUUCCCCCUCGACAAUAACCACUGCUGCCGCCGGCACGGCGGCGACCACGUCGAGCCGAUAUGAGAACCAGAAGCGCCGGGACUGGAACACCUUCGGGCAGUACCUCCGCAACCACCGGCCGCCGCUAUCGCUCUCCAGGUGCAGCGGCGCCCACGUCCUCGAGUUCCUCCGGUACCUGGACCAGUUCGGCAAGACCAAGGUCCACACCCAGCUCUGCCCCUUCUUCGGCCACCCGAGCCCGCCUGCCCCCUGCCCAUGCCCGCUCCGCCAGGCGUGGGGCAGCCUUGACGCCCUCGUGGGCCGCCUCCGCGCAGCCUUCGAGGAGAACGGCGGGAAGCCCGAGGCCAACCCCUUCGGCGCGCGGGCGGUGAGGCUGUACCUCCGUGAGGUCCGGGACUCUCAGGCCAAGGCCAGGGGGAUCAGCUACGAGAAGAAGAAGAGAAAGAAGCCGCCCCAAGCCCCCAUGAUCGCGGCAGCCGGUCGGGUUGAAAAUCAGUAAGGAAAAAGUACUCUUAGCAUGUGGCAGGAUCAAUAAUCGAACUUCGUCGAAUUCUAGCUAUAAGUUUAAAUGGUUAGAUAUGCGACAGUACCAUAUAUCGAAGUUAUUCAGUCUAUGUAUGUCGUGUCUGCAUAGUGCAUCAUAUGGUGAAAGACCUUGUUCUAUAAAAAGCACCAUUACGAUAGCAA